Messenger RNA from Lymnaea stagnalis (great pond snail), 15394 nucleotides. NCBI's taxonomy places the organism in Eukaryota, Metazoa, Mollusca, Gastropoda, Lymnaeidae. The record is from the annotation of a GenBank genome assembly.
CAAUUAAAAAGUCAGAACGAAAUUAAGGAAUUUCGAAAGACUUUAAUUAAAGAGUGAGUAGUUUUGCAAUGGUUAAGUUAAAUAAUUAAAGAAAUUGUAAUACGAGUGUAAAUACACAGUUUUCAAGUUGAUUUCUUUAUGUGAUUGAUUAUUUGCAAAUACAAUUUGUUUUUUUUAAUAGAGAAAUAUAACAGUAACGGUAAUUAUACUUGAUUGCAAUUACACUAGUAGAAAAGAAUGCCUUCACUUCCUUCAAUUUCAAUCAAUCGUAAUUUGUAUAUUUUUUGAAUAAGUUACCGAUUGAUUUAAAUUGAAAGUUUUAAAGCUUUUCUGAAAUAAUAGUGCUACUAACUAAUGUUAGUCUUACAUAAUAUUUCUAUAUAACUGGAUGAGAAUAUUAAAGCCAAAUUUUAAUAAAUACACUUUGACUUUGUAUAGAUUUCAGCCAAUUUUUUGAGUUCCAGUGUCUCUUAAAUCGUAAAGUGUGUAUUGAUUGAUGGUAAAAUAAGAUUAUUCGAUGCAUCUUUUAAGCCCUUUCUUACUUUCUUUUUGUUACAAUGGGCCGAAAAUGCUUCAGCCCCUCUCCCCCAUUUUUCCUAUGCCACUGAUAACAAUAUUCAAUAUAUCAAUUUAUUACAGUAACCUACUAACUUUUUCAAAUGGCUGCCAAUAUGGAUGUACGAGACAUCUUAGAACUUGACACUGGUCAAACUCAAAAUGAUUUUGUUACCAAAGAAUCUCUCAUGACAGAAGGCAAAAAGGUAUUGUAAUCAACACAGUUUCAAAAAGCUUUUGAAAUUAUAAAAUAGUUUAUUAAGUUUUAUCAUUUUAUAAUUUUAAAAAAUAAAACAACAUCUUUUAAUUUGUAUAAUGUUUUUUAAAAUUAACAGAAUUAGCAGGAAUUUCAAUUAUGAAUAUUUGUUUUCUUAUAUAUUAUAAAUUUUUCCAGAAGAAAGUUCGCAAACUAGAUGCAGGUAUAAAGCGACCUGAGGGUAUGCACAGAGAGUUAUGGGGUUUGCUACACACAGACAGUAGAUAUCAAACGUAAGAGAGAAAUUUAUUUGAACAUUUGAUUUGUACUUAUAUCCUUUUAUAGGAUUAUUAUCUAUUGUUUGAAAUCACCUUAAUUUCAUAAUAAAUAUUGUUGGCAGUGUAUUAUCAGCAUUUUCCUAUGUAGCAAAAUCCACUAUUUUCUCAUCUGUGUAACCCUAGUUUAACCAUUUAACAAAAAAAAGAGAAUUAUUUAUUUUCAAAAGCCUAAUGACUAAUAACAUGUUAUCUCUCGUAUUUUAAUGAUUAUUACUGUAAUCCUUAUCAUUAGAGAUGCAGCCCCAAUUAUUCCUUCAGACUCAAAACAAGGUUACAAACAGAUGAAAGCAAGAAUAGGAAGCAGUCGAGUCAGGCCUUGGAAGUGGAUGCCAUUUACUAAUGCUGCUAGAAAGGUAUCCUGCUAGCUUUAGUCAAAUCAUGCAUUAUAGUUUGUUAAGCAAUCAUGUUCUUGGAAGGGAUCAAAUCUUUGAGAACAGCAGAAGUUUCCAUUAUUUUGACACAUUAUUAUUUUUCAUCCCAUAAUCAUUGCAAUAUUUUUUUUUGGCUUUUAAGAAUACGAUUUCCAGACCUCCAGUGAUUUUUAAGGGUCAUAUAAUGGAAAAAAUUUUUCUUUUUUUUUUUUAGAGAUUGAGGCAAUAUUUUGAUACUUUUUUUAUUAUUUUGUGGCGUACAAUAACAAAAAGAUAAACAAAAUUAUAUUUUUACUAUUCCAGGAUGGGGCUGUCUUUUAUCACUGGGGACGAGUCGCAGAUGAAGGAAAAGACUACCCUUUUGCAAGAUUUAACAAGGUAAUCAAUAGCAAUAUAUAUUCUUAAAUAUAUAUAUUCUGACUAUACCUAAUGUCUUGCUUUAUGAGGAACUAGAGGACUGAAGUCACAUUAGCUUAUAAAAGUAUUCUGAAAAAUAUCAUCAUUAUUUAUUCUUUAUAUUCUGACAGUUUACAAUUAUAUUAUCUCGAAUUCAUUUUCGACAGUGCUGCCAUUGUCAUGAAUAUAUUUGUUCCCUAGACUGUUGAUAUGCCAGUGUAUUCUGAUCUCGAGUACCAGCAACAUCUGCAUGAUGAUAACUGGUCGCGACAGGAAACUGAUCACUUGUUUGAUCUGUGCAAGCGGUUUGAUGUGCGAUUUAUUGUCGUUCAUGAUCGCUGGGACAGGGAAAAAUACAAGGAGCACAGUGUUGAGGAUCUCAAAGAAAGAUAUUAUAAUAUUUGUAAUACUCUGGCAAAGGUAAAUUUAAAGAAAGAUAUUAAUUUAGAUUUAAAAAAAUUAACUUUUUUUAAAUUUUCAAAACUAUCCAUCAAAAUUAAAGGUGCUUUUCUUCAACCCUCCAAAAAAAUGUACAGUAACUUUGCACCCAUGUAUAUUUCUAUCAAAUGUAUUUUUUAUGUAAUAAAAAUUUACCUUUUAAAAAGAGGGAAAUUCCUAACCCCAUAACUGUCAUGAAAGCUGAUCAUUGGUCGUUAUAUCCCUAUCAGUGUGUCACAAACAAGAUAAUGGGUCUCUAGCAAAAUCCUCAUUAAAAAUGCUAAUGAUUUAAUGUAUAUUGGCUAUAUACUCUACAAAUGAGUUUGCUUCCUAUUUCUGUUUCUAUGUGUUAACAUGAUUUUAUCAGGGCUUGUUUUGUGAUUAAUCGGGUGUGAAAAUUGCUCAAUGCUCUUACUGCCAUUAUGUCUGUUGUUGGUCCCUCUCUGGUUGGCAAAAUCAAAACAGACUUUAUUUAGGGGUAAUAUGGGGAGAGACUGCAAUCAGGCUAGUACAAAAUAAAAUGAGUAGAACAGAGUAGGGUUAAACCUGAAAAAAUAAACGCAACAAAACAGCGAACGUGUCGGCAGAAAGCCUUCGUCAACGAACAAAACAACAGAAAAAACGGUAUAAAAAAUAAAAAUAAGAAAUAGCACUUAGCUGGUAAGUAGUAUCUGUGGGCAGCAAUAGAAGUGUCACCUGCUAGUAAUGACAGUAUUAGCUCUCAGGGUCAGAGUGAUAGUGACAGAAGAGUCAGAUAUUAACAAUUUUACUCCUAAGCUUAGUCAUAUUGUUACAGAAAAAUUAGUUUGGGAAAAGGUGGAAAUAGAAGAUAACAGACAAAGAUUGGAUCCAAAAUACCUAUCCUAAAGAGAUUCAAAGACAAUUAUGUGUCUGUUCUUGAAUAUUAAUAAAAAUUGAAUAACUUCAAUUGAAAGGGAAUUUUUGAACUAAUUUUGUGUUUCCCCCAUUGUAUUUUGAAUGAUAAAAAUUUAAUGAAGAAUGAAGAAAUUCACCAAUUUUCAAUGUAAUUUUCUAUAACUUGACAUUUUAUGAAAGAAUAUUGCUUCUAGUAUCUGAAAAACUUGAUUUUAUGACAGUUGAGUAGUCAAAUAUUUCAUCCAUCCCAGGUAGGGCUGUGGCCUGCCUCACCGUUUCCUUCCACUCAGAUCUGACUGAUGGUUUUCUUCUUCUUCUUCUUCUAUAUAUUAAGGGCCCAUGAUCAAUUUAUUUAUCAUUUUGGCAUCCUUCUUUUCCAUGCUUGGAUUCUCAGCUUCUGUAGAUCUUUUUCCCUCAUCAUCCAUCCAUCUAAGCCUAUGUCUGCCUUUGAGCAGUUUUCCUCUGGGGUUUAGGUGGUGCACCCUCUUCACUCCUCCGUCUUUUGGCAUUUUUCUCAAUGUAUCACUCAGCGUAGCCUGUCCUUUUUUUAUUUCUGCGACUAGCGUAAGAUUCUGAACUAUAUAGACUAUACAUUUCCUUUUUGAUUUGUAUUCUCCAUCUAUAUUCAUCCAUUGUUGGGCCAUAUAUUUUCUAGAGAAUUUUCUCUCCGAUGUGUUUAAUAAAGUAAAUUUUUACUCACUCCAAUUUCUAUUUUAAGAGAGACUUACAGAUGAACUGAUAUAAUAAUAUAUUGUACUUCAUAUUAUAGGUGCGUGCUCCAGGAGGUUCAGAGCCUAAAGUCAAAGCAUUCGAUGCUGAACACGAAAGGCGCAGAAAAUUUCAGUUGAUCAAACUUUUUGACAGAACCCAGGAACAGGUAAUUUACCACAGCAGGAAGCUGAAAAGAAAGGGGAGGCCUGGACAAAUUCUAAAUUUGGCUGGACUCCAGAUUGUAGUAUUCUUUAACUUUUUUUUUGCAAAGCCCAAAGUUAGCAUUGUAUAGUUUGUCAAGUAGAUGACAAGAAUCAAGCAAUAGCAUUGUUAGCAAGCCUAGAUCCCAGAUGGUGGCAUCAUUGUUUUUUUUUUAAUUAUCUGUGAGCUUCAAAUUGUUUGACAAGAAACUGUAUUUUAUGUGUUAGUUUUAUUCCUAAAUUUAAAUUAUUUUUGUUAAAAGUUUGUUUUGAAUAAGAAAUAGAAAGGCAUGCACAAAAUUCAUGUGGCAUUUAUUAAUGUGUUGUUUGUUGUGUUCUUGCCAUAGGUGGAAGAAGAAGAAUACCUGAUAGGUGAACUGAAGAAGAUAGAACUGAGGAAGAAAGAGAGAGAGAAGAAACAGCAGGACCUCCAGAAGUUGAUCACUGCAGCUGACAGCAACGCAGACAACAGGAAGGCUGAGCGCAAAAAUACCAAAAAGAAAUUACAAGCAAGGGAACCUAAGGAGGGCGGUGGGCUGGUGAGCAGUGGUCUUGAUGGUUUGAAUUUAGUACAUCAAGGGCAGUGGUCUAGAUGGUUUGAAUUUAGUACAUUAAGGGCAGUGGUCUAGAUGGUUUGAAUUUAGUACAUUUAGGGCAGUGGUCUAGAUGGUUUGAAUUUAGUACAUUUAGGGCAGUGGUCUAAAAGUUUGAAUUUAGUACAUCAAGAGCAGUCGUUUAGAUGGUUUGAAUUUAGUACAUUAAGGGCAGUGGUCUAGAUGGUUUGAAUUUAGUACAUUUAGGGCAGUGGUCUAAAAGUUUGAAUUUAGUACAUCAAGAGCAGUCGUUUAGAUGGUUUGAAUUUAGUACAUUAAGGGCAGUGGUCUAGAUGGUUUGAAUUUAGUACAUUUAGGGCAGUGGUCUAAAAGUUUGAAUUUAGUACAUCAAGAGCAGUCGUUUAGAUGGUUUGAAUUUAGUACAUUAAGGGCAGUGGUCUAGAUGGUUUGAAUUUAGUACAUUUAGGGCAGUGGUCUAAAAGUUUGAAUUUAGUACAUCAAGAGCAGUCGUUUAGAUGGUUUGAAUUUAGUACAUUAAGGGCAGUGGUCUAGAUGGUUUAAAUUUAGUACAUUUAGGGCAGUGGUCUAGAUGGUUUAAAUUUAGUACAUUUAGGGCAGCGGUCUAGAUGGUUUAAAUUUAGUACAUUUAGGGCAGCGGUCUAGAUGGUUUAAAUUUAGUACAUUUAGGGCAGUGGUCUAGAUGGUUUAAAUUUAGUACAUUUAGGGCAGUGGUCUAGAUGGUUUAAAUUUAGUACAUUUAGGGCAGUGGUCUAGAUGGUUUAAAUUUAGUACAUUUAGGGCAGCGGUCUAGAUGGUUUAAAUUUAGUACAUUUAGGGCAGUGGUCUAGAUGGUUUAAAUUUAGUACAUUAAGAGCAGGGGGUUAGAUGGUUUAAAUUUAUUACAUUAAGAAAUAAUAAAAUACUGCUUUGUUUAGAUAAAUGAGUGAUUGCUUUGAGAAACAUUUUUUUUUAAAAAGAUGGUGAAGUUGCAAUGUGUGUAAGAAGCCUAACCAAUUAUGCCUAAAAUUUGUUAAAAAUUUGCUUUAUAUUAAGGAAUUUCUUUAAAAAUUGUUCUGGUUUGUAUGUGACAAUGAACAUCAAAAGGCACAUAGUAUACAUGCAAUAAAGGGGGUGGGGGUAGCUUUACUGAAGACUACGAAAGAAAAUAGUAUUUUAGCAACAUAAAAUUAUAAAUGAUAUUUUAUUCAAUAGAUGACAGCAGAACCGGGAGGAAUCAAAUUCUCAGAUUUCAAGGCUUCUGGGACAAGUUUACGCAGUCAGAGGGUGAGUUUUAUAAAAUUGCAAACCUACUUGUUCCUGUAACAUAAAAUAAUUUCUUUUGCUCCAUUCACACCCUUUAGCAUGCAUAUUAUGGACACUGGUGAGUCCUGUAUUAGUAAUCGAAUCCUUGAGGGUCAAAAGAAGUUUACUGAAUAGAAAGGUGAAGCAGAAGUUUAAUGAGAAACUACUUUUUAAAAAACUAUCAACGCUGCCCACACACUAUCCAUGCACAUUGCAACACAAGGUUACCUGUGUCGUUUUAACAAAUUUUCCAAUCCUUUUUCUUUUUGUUGCUAAGUAGAUUCCUUGCAGAAAUGUGUUGACAAUGUUUGUUAUUAAGUUUUCUACUCUUCUGUAUUAUGUAGUUUCAUUUAUGCAUUGGCUACCUUAAAUUAAAAUUGACAUGAUUUUUACUUUUUAAAAAAUCCACAGAUGAAACUGCCUGCAACUAUCGGUCAAAAGAAAACAAAAGCCAUAGAGCAGGUUCUUGAAGAGCUUGGCCUCGGUCAGUCAUCUUAUUUUGAAGUUGUUUUUUUUUAUAAUCUCCUUUGAAUAUUUUUAUAUACAAGUGUACUUUGUUACUGAGAUAUCAUAUUAGGAUUUGAAAACCAUUGCUGAUAAGCACAAACUAAAAAGAAAUCUAAAAAAAAUGUGAUAAAAUACGGAUUUCAUGACUCAGAUUCUGCUGUCUUGGUUACGGGUCAGACUUUUUCUGGCACCAUAAACCCACUCCUAGCAGCCCCCCUGUUGUAUUAAAAAAAAUAUUAUUCAAAGAAAAUAGUUAUCACAACUCUGUAAGGUAUAUAAAAUACACACAAAAAUGUAAAAUUUUACAAGCAAUUGAACUUUUAUUAAAAUUUUUAACAGCUUUUUACUUAAAUUAAUUCAGCAAUAAAUUGAUUAACGAUUCUUAUAAUAAGCACAAUUAUUUAAAGUAAGAUUACGAUAAUGCACUUAGUAAUAGUAAGUAAAUCACACAUCGCUCAAAUAUGAUUACUUUACGCUUUGGGUGGGCUGUUACAACACUCUUGAAUCAAAACUUAGACAUAGUUUCUUGACCUAUUUCCACAGUGUGUAUUAAUCAUAAUUAAUGACAUGAAAUUUUUAAAAUUUAUUUCCUAAUUCAAAAAUCCAAGUGUGAUUUCCUAAACCUUGGUGUCAGCUUUGAAUUAGAUAUUUAUCAAAACAACCUAUAUCACCGAGAGCUUAACGCAGAUUUAUCAACCUAUAUAAAAUUUCAAUUAAAGAAGGUCCGAAAAUAUGACAAACGUUUACAAGAUAUUGAAGCAGUAGUGGUGGUUUGGUUUCCAAUCAUAAUACUAGUUGUGUCAGAAGAUCCACAAAACUGCCUUAAUUGCUAUUAUUGGGCAUACAAAGUCAUGAAUAAGCUAAUUUAAUACAUCAAAUAAUAACACAAAUAAAUAUACAGGAAAUGGUCCCAUGAUUCGUCUCUUAAGAUGAGAAAAGUUCUUAGACAAGCAAAAAAGGCACUGAAUGCACAGAUAGGCAAAUCCGAACUAAAAUUCAUGACUUUUGCAACACAAUUAUUUUUUUUUUUUGGUAAUAUGAAAACAAGUAUGAAUUUGUAACACACAAGAACAAAAGGAACCAAAAAACACAUGCACAUCUAUAUUUUAUUAAAUUUCCUAGCAAUUGCAAUUUUUAAUCAAUUUGCUUGAGAAGACUUUACAAUUAUUUGCCUGAGGUACCAGCAGAACAAAUAAAUAUUAUGAUUUAAUUUCUGAAACAACUGAAUGUGUAGACAAAUAUUUUUUGUGGCUCCUUUAAAGUGAAUUUAAUUCUUUUGUACUGCAUGUGACUUGGCCUUACUAAUUAAAUAUUUCUUUUUGAAAAGUUCCUUGUAAUAUUUGACUGAUAUCUAUUUAAUGACCUUUUUUCUAUGCCAUUCGACAAUGAUAAGUAAUUUUUAAAUAAUCCCAAAAAAAUUUUUAAUAUAAUUUUCAUUUAAAAAUGGGUCUUCUGGUCUAAUCCACCAUCGCCCCUUUAGAUAGUUCAAGCACCCCCCUAAAUCUACUGGGCAAUUUACCGCCUCUUGGGAUAACCCACUGCCCACUCGGGGCUGUUCCACCCUCUUUGAGAACCAUUGAUGGAGACCAUGUUUUUUUUUUUUUUUUUGGUUACAUGGGAUCAUAUCAGUAAUUCUUUAUUAUCACUUUGUAAUUUAAUAGAGCCUGUCCAGUCCACCCUCUUUGAGAACCAUUGAUGGAGACCAUGUUUUUUUUUUUUUUUUGGUUACAUGGGAUCAUAUCAGUAAUUCUUUUUUUUCACUUUGUAAUUUAAUAGAGCCUGUCCUUUUCCGGGUUAUGUAGAAAUUUUGUACACAAAUGGAAGUUAGAAUUUUCUGUAUGAGCUAAAUCGAAUUCAGGUUUAGCAAUUCAAUGUUAUUUGUUUUAGUCUCCCUUGUAAGAUGAACCAUUUUAAAAAUAAAUCAAAUUCAUAUCUUUUUGUAACAUCACAGAAUUCAAUCCCAUGCCAACCGAAGAUAUAGUCAACAGUUUCAACACCCUUCGCCAGGACAUCGUCUUGCUGUAUGAGCUCAAGCUGGCAAUGUCCACAUGUGAAUAUGAGCUCCAGACUCUUAAACAUCGGCACGAUCAACUCAUAGCCAACAAGGUAGGUUUUGAGCCACUGCUGUGUGGAAAAUUAGAUAUAAAAUCUGGGAGUGCUUUGUAUCCUGAAAACUGUAUCUUGUUGAAAAUUUAUGAGAGAAAAAAACACGAUUUUUGAGGAGCUAAAAGAUGUCUUAUAAAAAAAAUUGGGGCGGAGAAAGAAAAGGUGUCAUGAUUCUUUUCUAAAUUGUGCGCAAGCUGAAAGGAGCGACAAAAUAGGGCUAAAAUGCAUGUCCUCCUGUAAAGAUGUCAACUUCAAUUUAAGGAAGAGUUGCAGCGAGGAGAUGAAUGAAGCAGUGGCCAGCAUCUUACAGGCAUGUCAGAUAAGAUAGUCUUCCUUGUGCGGCGUAAUUAAAAAAAAAAAGUGUGCAGUUGAUUUUCUCGUCGUUUAUUCCUAAUACCGGUAUGUAAAAGUAAAUCAUAAACCGGCUUUUCUGCUUUUUUGAUCAUAUCUGAACCAUGUGACCUUCUAAAUUUCUUAUUAUUACUAAAAUCUUGGUAUUAUUGUUCAAAAUUAUUGAUAUCCCUGAUUGCAAAAUGAGGAUCCAAACCUGUCCCGCUUUAAUUUUUAUAAGUAACUACAGCUUACUCCUCUGCAAUUAUUGGACUGCUUAAAUUGCAACCGUGCAAUCAAGGAAUGAAGUUCACCCCUGGAAUUAAACAGCAUUGAAAGUUUUCGUAUAGCAGAAUGGUGGUGGUGCUCUCUCAAACGUUGCAGUCUGCUCGUUUCAGAAUGGUGGCGGCAGUCUGUCCAGCUAUUUGAUGACAACACCGACAAAAGUCCCAGACGUUCAAAGUCCCACCAUCGAGGAUGCUGCAGGCAGCAACAGUCAAGAUGGCAUCCCAGGCUCUCCGUCCAAGAGGAAGUUGCUAGUUGAUACCAUUGAUGUGGUCGGGACCGGGUCAACGCCAAGUGUAAGUAUUCAUGUCAUUAACAUCCAUCCAUGUCAUUAACAUUCAUCCAUGUCAUUAACAUCCAACCAUGUCAUUAACAUCCAUUCAUCUCAUUUUUAUCCAUCCACUUCAUUAACAUCCAUCCAUAGCAUUAACAUCCAUCCAUGUUAUUAGCAUCCAACCAUGUCAUUAACAUCCAUUCAUCUCAUUCUUAUCCAUCCACUUCAUUAACAUCCAUCCAUGUAAUUAACAUCCAUCCAUGUUAUUAACAUCCAACCAUGUCAUUAACAUCCAUUCAUCUCAUUCAUAUCCAUCCACUUCAUUAACAUCAAUCCAUGGCAUUAAAAUCCAUUCUUUAUUGAAUUGGUUGAUGUCCAUGUAUGGUUGAGAAUGGAACCACCCAGCCUGCUUCUUAUGAUAUUAAUUUUUAUUAAAGUUGUUUCCUCAAAUAUUAAUGCACAGGUCCAUAGAUUGUCUUUCACUGUGUCCCUUUUGUAAAUUAGUGCAACCAUAGGAAGAAUCAAAACAUUGCAUAUCAGAAUGGUAUGUUGAUGCACAGGUCCAUAGAUUUUUACUCCACUUUAGUAAGUUAGUGUAAUUAUAGGGAGAAUCAAAACAGUGCACAUCAGAAUGAUAUGUUAAUGCAGAUACCUGGGGACAUUCCUUUCAUAAUUGGUAUCUAAUAAGUUUUUUUUGUUAUUGUAUGUCAUUUUCAAAUAGUUGGCUAACAGUACAGUCAAGCAUUUUUUAUUAUGAGGAAAUGAUAAAACUACAAUAAACCUUCUGAUACAACCAUCAGGAAUGAGCCAUCUGGUACAGAUACAAAAAGGAAGGCUUUCAUUAAUUUUUUUUUUUUGAAUAGAAAAAUCCAUAAACAUAUUCUUAGUGAAAUGGCAUCUGACUUAAUCCCCUCUCCUUGAAUAUCGAGUUUUGAAAUUUGCACCGGGUAUUGAAAUUCAAUUAGACCAAUAGUAAUUUAUUGUUUACAAAUACAUGCUGUUUUAGUAAUCAAGUUUAUUGAUUGAUUUUGAGAUGUGAUUGUUAGUCAAAUUCAUGAUGAGUCUUGUCAAGUCAUGGAAUAAUUUCACAUGGCCUGUUACUGUCUGGGACAAUUUUUGACAUUGUUAAGCUCCAUGGGAAAGUAUUCAUUGACAUUGUUAAGCUCCAUGGGAAAGUAUUCAGGAUAAAGGGUUCUACCCCUUAGAAGAAAAAAAUGUCAUAGAAUUAUAACAAACAAUUGCUUUCUAAAUUUGGUUAUCUAAAGUCAGAUAGACUUGGUACAAGUUUUACAAACGUUCACAGUUGCAACGUUGGCUUCUCGUUUUAUCGAGAGGGGAGUUAGCUUGUGCUAUUGACAUUGAAGAUUUCAUUAAAGAAUUUGCUUUGCCAUUAAGAAAAGCCCAAGGAAGAUAAAUUAUCGAAGGGGCUAUUUGCACGCAGAUACCAGAAGUGAGAGGUUGGGAUUAAAAAACUAUUUAAAAUAUUUUUGUUGGGUUUAUAAAACAAAAUGAGGUAUCAAAUGAAGAAUAAUUGAAUAGACUAUAUGUUGGUAAACUUAAUUCUUCAGUUUAACUAAAAUAAACUACCACAAAUGACAUCCGAAUAGCAUUUAGUCAAGAUUGCCCUGGACACACAGCACCGCCAUCGCACCCGGGUCCUACAGACAGACAAAUCUGCCCCCCCCCCCCUUAACUUCUAUUCCAGAUUAAAUCGCAGAAUUAAAUCUACAACACCAUAAAAAAAUAAUUACCAAAUAGUAAAUAACCGUAUUUAAUUUGAAGAAAAAAGGCAUGUCCCCAAAACUUUGAGAACUCCUGAAAUACUAAAAGUGAAUUUAUCCAAGUGUGGCGUAAGACUAACGUUCACCACAGUAUAAGUAGCCUUUUUUGAUCUUAUUGCAGGACUUGUCUUUUGUCCUUAGCUUUAGCACCCACUAACUUUAACCAUCUCUUAUUCUUAUACAUAUUUUGCUCUGGUGUGUCCUUCUUCAUCUUCAUAACUGGCCCACCCCCAACGCCACAUGUUUUAUAUUGAUAUUACUGAGUGAAAAAAAACCUCGCGCAGCCAGCCUCCAUGCCUAACAUCUGAACUCCGCGUUCAGGUUGAUUUUUCUUUAAGGUGAGGUGACUAUCAUAUUAAUAAAAAAAUAGCCAAGUGUAUGGCGUAAGACUCUUUGUAGGACCGUCUGUAGGACCCUCUGUAGGACUGUCUGUAGGACCAUCUGUAGGACCAUCUGUAGGACCCUCUGUAGGACCAUCUGUGGGACCCUCUGUAGGACCGUCUGUAGGACUGUCUGUAGGACCCUCUAUAGGACCUUCUGUAGGACCGUCUGCAGGACCCUCUGUAGGACUGUCUCUAGGACCCUCUGUGGGACCGUCUGUAGGACCAUUGUAGGACCCUCUGUAGGACCGUCUCUAGGAACCUCUGUAGGACCGUCUCUAGGAACCUCUGUAGGACCGUCUGUAGGACUGUCUGUAGGACCCUCUGUAGGACCCUAUGUAGGACUGUCUGUAGGACUGUCUGUAGGACCCUCUGUAGGACUGUCUGUAGGACCCUCUGUAGGACCAUUGUUUAAAGGCCGGCGUUUAGGAUGUAGGACUUUCUGUAGGACUAUUGAUUGCAUCAAGGCCGGCGGAUAGGGUGCCUAUUUUUAAGCUUAAAGGCCGGCAGGCAGGGGGUAGGAUUGUCUGUUGGCCUAUUGUUUAAAGCCCGGCUGGUAGGGUGUAAGACUGUCUGUGGGACUUUUGUUUAAAGCCCGGCAGGUAGGAUGUAGGACUGUCUGUGGGACUUUUGUUUAAAGCCCGGCUGGUAGGGUGUAGGACUGUCUGUGGGACUUUUGUUUAAAGGCCGGCAGGUAGUGUGUAGGACUGUCUGGGGGACUUUUGUUUAAAGCCCGGCAGGUAGUGUGUAGGACUGUCUGUGGGACUUUUGUUUAAAAGCCGGCAUAUAUAUAUUUUUUUUAAAAUGAGACGUUAACUCGUAUUUUGUAACACUUGGACCCAUCGGAUAUUUUCUUACAAUACCCGGAUCCGGUUAAAAAACAACCGCACUCGGUUAAGCCUUAGUAUCAAUUAAUCUGUGACAUUGAAAGGGCAGAGGGAAAACCGAACCUUAGUAUCAAUUAAUCUGUGACAUUGAAAGGGCAGAGGGAAAACCGAACCUUAGUAUCAAUUAAUUUGUGACAUUGAAAGGGCAGAGGGAAAACCGAAAAAGGAUAAUACAAAAUAAAAAAAGCGGACCAUGCGGCCAAAAAGCCUUCUACAGCAAAGAAAGAGACACACGCUCUUAGCCUGUUGUUAAGUUACGCAGUUGACAGGAAAUGGUAGACAUAUUCAGUUAUGGUAGUAAUCUUCAAUUUCCCUCUUAUUUUAUUUGAUCAAUUUAUUUAUUUCUAAUUUAUUAUUUAUUUUACGUUCCAUGCCCAAAUUCUUUAUAUUUCACGCGCCACUUCCUGUUUCACUACUGUGUCGGGCAUUUUGGCAGAGACGUCCUCUCUUGUGUGUUGUGCUUCGCCAGGAUUUCCACUACCCCCUUGUACUUGUAUAUUUCAUAGUGCUUCAACGUGAACACGGUCCUUGCCUGUAUUUUCAGUUAUCACUCGACCCGUUUCCUAUUGACCUGCCGUCACCACACCAAUGACAAAAACGUGUGCUUUACUUGACGCAUUGUUUGGACGUCCUCUCUCUUGUGUGUUGUGCUUUGCCAGGAUUUCCACUACCCCCUUGUACUUGUAUAUUUCAUAGUGCUUCAACAUGAACACGGUCCUGUCUGUAUUUUCAGUUAUCACUCGACCCGUUUCCUAUUGACCUGCCGUCACCACACCAAUGAAACAACAACGUGUGUGCUUUACUUGACGUAUUGUUUGGACCCAUGUCGUCAACCAGUUCAACGCUUAAUUUGUAUAAUACUAACCGCCGAACGAAUAGCACGCGCUCGAACUCCAAAGCCAGUCCAGACGCAACGUCACAGAUACAUAAAAUCACGUCACGAAUGCGUCAUAAGCCCACCCCCCCCAAAAAAAAAAAAAACAAAACAAAAAAAACAAAACCUCCCCCCAAAAAACAACCGGUUAUCACCGGAACUAUGACCCGAAGGCGCACCGCGCGCCCUUGACACAUCAUUUGGUGCGCAACAAUUACAAUUCGAUAUGCUCGCUCGAUACUGAUCAAAGUCAAUUUUAGGUAUUGUUCAAAUUUUAGGUUGGAACAGUUGCUGUGAAAUUAUUCAAUUUCUUCUUGUUUCAAUUUUCCGGGUCAAAAAUUCUUUAUUCUUUUAUUUAAGAUGGCAAAAAAAAAAGAGAGAGAAAUUGAAGGAGUUGCAUAAAAGUUUAAUAUUAUAGAAAGAAAAAAAUAAUAAACACACGAUGAAAAUAAAAAGUUUAGAAUAAUUUUCAUUAAAAAAUAAAGAUUUUGCAAAUUCUGGGAUGGAUUACAUCAUAGCUGAAUGAAAAUUAUCAUGCAAAAAUUAACUUUAAUCAUGGCGUCUUCUUUAAAGAAUGACGUGUUUAAAACAAAUUACAGGGGCCCCAAUGAUAAAGUUAACAGAAGUACCGGUAUUGAAGAAUCAGUGUUAAAAAUAAGUUUGACAAUAGGAACAAUAAUUAUGAUUUGACUGUAGGCACACUGCAUUCUAUUUAAAAGUUUAAUAGUCACACACACAAACAUGAUUGUGUAAUAAGUUUAAAAUAAAAUCAGUCGAAGGCCCUCUCCUGGAAGCCAGAACCCUUCUCCAGAAAAGAUAACAUUACACAAGAUAAACAGUGCCCCGUAACAUUACACAAGAUAAACAGUGCCCCGUAACAUUACACAAGAUAAACAGUGCCCCGUAACAUUACACAAGAUAAACAGUGCCCCGUAAAAUUACACAAGAUAAACAGUGCCCCGUAACAUUACACAAGAUAAACAGUGCCCCGUAACAUUACACAAGAUAAACAGUGUCCCGUACCAUACACAAGAUAAACAGUGCCCCGUAACAUUACACAAGAUAAACACUUCAAUAGUAGCGACCACCAGGGCAAGACGGACUUUUCAAUAAGUGCGAUCGUAGCUAGCUCGAACACAUUCAGCCGUGUGAAUUUGGAACACAGGCUUAUCCUGACUUAUGGCACAUUGACGCCACAUGGUAUGAACGUCAUGUCUCUUUUCACAGCUUGAACCUAGCUCCGCCCCUCCACGUCCCGACCUAUCGCAGUGGACUUACUUCUCUUCUUUUCUUUCCCUCUUCCCUAUUUAAUCUCUUACUCACUUACCCUUCUAUCACAAUUCAUUUGCUGCCCACGGAUACUACCUCUAAGCAAGGAGCUAUUUUUUUAAUACUGUUUUUUCUGUUGUUUUGUUCGCUGACGAAGGCUUCAUUCCAACACGUUCGUUGUUUUGUUGCGUUCCCUUUUUUCAGGUUUAACCCUACUUUGUUUUACUCAUUUUAUAUUGUGCUAACCUGAUUGCAGUCUCUCCCCUCAUUACCCUUCCAGAAAAGAUAAAAAAAAAUUGUCGACGCAUAUAUUUACGAAACAAAUGAAAAUGUCAUUCUAAAUAAGAGCUUGUAUGUACAGAGCAUGACGAGCUGCCUCAUCAGAAUAAAUGGCAGUUUCGUUGAAUUUUUUGUUUAUCAAUUCCAUCCUUUAGAAAACUUAAGCUUAUCCCUUCCUUUAACAUAAAAAGUAUUUUUUUUUUAAAUCACAUAGUUAUGAUUUUAGGAAUUGAAAAUUUGCCAAAUUUUCUUGUCCACUAAAUAAAUUUUUUUUUUUUAUUUCCUCCCCAGAAAAAGCGCAAAGCUGCUAUUGAGCAAAUCAACGUCCUCAAGAAAAUCAAACAGAAAAUCUGAUGUCUGUAAUCGCUUGCAUCAAAUUGGUUUUGCAUUUAUUUUAUUUUUUAAAUGUACAAUGUGGCCACCGCUUGGCUUCCCUGUCAGUGACCUCCCUUUGAAAUGGAAGCAAAUAAAAAUGUCUAAAUGUG